AUUGUAGUGAAUGCUUAUGGAUCCAUAGUUGAACACGAUGAAGACGAUGAAGGUCAUGUAAGGACCGAAACGUCUGAGCACGAGGUGAGAUUUUUUUGAAUUCGAGGUCUGAUUUGACUGUGAAAUUUUUCGAUUUCCCAAUCUAAUCUUUUGUGUAAUUUCUUAGGAAGCUCAGGCCAUAAAAUGCAACUGCAAAGGAAUGUGUUCUGGAAAGAAUGGGCGAGGAAGUUGUUUUUGUAAAGCUUCAAAUCGGCACUGCGGACCAUCUUGUGGCUGUAAUCCUACGAACUGUCGCAACAAGGUAUUGAACGGUUCCUCUAGGUUUUUUGGCUACUUUGUGACUAAAUUAACCUUUUUGAUUUAUUAGUCUUCAGAUGGUAAUGUUCAGCGAAGAGGAAACCGUGUGCAAGCUGCCGAUUCACAUGAAAGAGUGAGAGAGGCCGAUGGCGAGGUGCAAUUUCAGAACGAUCUCCAGACAACCGUGUCCGACAUCAAGGUAUGUUUUAUUAUAAUUUACAGCCAGUCAUAAAUAGCAGCGCAAUUAUUCGUUGUCGGACAAGCAAACGUCAAAACAAACCCCUACAAUGUAAUAAAAUGAACCCUGAAUUUUAAUAGCUAACCCCUAAAUAACUCGCUCAUUAUUAUUCUAGUAUUUUCCUCAUCGUACUUUCCUAUCUACCACAGACAUUUGUUACUUCCCUGGAUGACAGUCAGAAGGACCAGUUCCUGACUGAGUUGCUUUGUAUGGGUCGAGGUAGCCUGGACUUUGCUAAAAACUUACUUAGUGCUGCUGGAAACCCACCUUCACCUCCAGGAAAUGCAGUCCUUCAGUGGUGCAAAUGUCGUCGUUGUUGCCCCAUGGAGACUGACAUGGAAAAUGUAUGUUGUAAAAGGGUCAACUGCAUAACACAGUUGAACACGUUUUCUAAUAUUUGUUUGGAUAGGGACGUUCUUGAAGUUUGUAUAAAAGCCAGAUGUGAUUUUCGUUCGGAUGAAUUUGAUUUUACCAUGGAAAGUUUCCGCAAAGCUGGGUACAGGCAGUACAUUAUGAGGAGAUUUGGAAAGCUAGGGCGUGGGAACAGGAGAGUAGUGCCUUCAUGUGUUGUACUGGCCAUACGACAUGCGUUUCCUUCUGCAGAUAGGCGAUACAUGGGAUUCAGGAGCAGUUAG
Porites evermanni is the source of this 1170-nucleotide messenger RNA. The record is from the annotation of a GenBank genome assembly. NCBI's taxonomy places the organism in Eukaryota, Metazoa, Cnidaria, Anthozoa, Scleractinia, Poritidae.